GGUUAAAGUUGGUCUCUAUUAUCUGUACACGUAUAGUACAGAAAUGUUACAUAUUUUCCAAGACGAAGGAGAGUGGGGUACACAAACUGACCAUGGCCCUCCCUUGCACGACCAACCACAAAUUAGAUGCCCACAAAAAAAAUUCAACCUAGCAAUCAGGCCCAUUAUUAGUAGUCUGUUAGCCUAAAAAUUGUAGUUUCAUGAUGAGAACAUGUGGUGACAGCAGGGGGUCGUGGCUGCUCCUGGUGCACAGCUAUUAUUAGGUAGUUGCACAUAUAGGUGUGAGAUGCUCAUGUCGUGCUGAAUUAUGCAUUUGCUUGCAUGUCAUCAGCGUUGUGUGGUCGUGCACAUACAAGCCUGUUAUUAGUAUGUUCCAUAUAUUGAUCCGAGAUGUUCCUGUGGUGCUGAAUUAUGCAUCACCAUGUAUAUGUGAUUGCGGCUGCGCGCUUAUAUAAGCAUGUCACAAGCAUCGAUCCUAACUUGUCAUUCAGAGUUUUACAAUCCCAGAUAAGUGUACAUUUUACAGGGCGCGUUUUGGCAGAUACAAAUAAGGAAGAAUGGAGUCAUCACACAAGCUUUUCCCGGCCGUUGCCAUCCUCCUCCUGCUCGUCGUCGCCACCGAGGUGGUGCCAGCGCAGGCACGAGAGUGUGAGACAGAGAGCGAGCGGUUCAACGGGCUGUGCUUCGUGUCCGAAAACUGCGCCGGUGUGUGCGGUGCGGAGGGGUUCACCGGUGGCAAGUGCUCCGGCUUGAAGAGGAGGUGCAUGUGCACGAAGGAGUGCUAGACGAUAUCAUGAUAUAUUUAGGUGGUUGGACGGCGACAAUUAUGAACUUAUUCUUUGCAUGGUUUGAAUUACCUUUGUUCGUAUGUUUGAUAAAGUUCCAGGUUCACCGCGAUGUUAUCCUUGGGUUCGAAUGAAGGAAAAUGUUUUGUUUCUUUAAAGAAAAGAAAA
Messenger RNA from Aegilops tauschii subsp. strangulata, 953 nucleotides. RefSeq names its product defensin Tk-AMP-D1.1-like. NCBI's taxonomy places the organism in Eukaryota, Viridiplantae, Streptophyta, Magnoliopsida, Poales, Poaceae. The record is from RefSeq and is a predicted model, not a curated record. Gene Ontology annotation, biological process: defense response.